AUGGACUUGCGCAGCACCGCGGCCGGCGCGCUGGACGAGCUGGUGGCGCGCAGCCUGCAGCCGUCCCGGGAGUUCGUGCGCGCAUCGCGGCGUGCUCUGGGCGCACUGAGCACCGGCCUGCGAGAACGCUGGGGGCGCCCCGGAGCCCCGGAGCCCGAGCUGCGGGUGCUGAAAGUCAUCAAGGGAGGCUCCUUUGGCCGGGGCACAGCUCUGAAGGGCGGCUGUGACUUCGAACUUGUCCUCUUCCUGAACUGCUUCAAGAGCUACGAGGACCAGGGUGCCCACCUGGCAGAGAUACUGGUCGAGAUGCGGACAGAGGUGGAAUCUUGGUGGGCGGACCCUGUCCCCGGCCUGAGCCUUGAGUUUCCUGAGCAGGACAAGUCUGAGGUGCUGCAAUUCCGACUGGCAUCCAAGGACCUUGAAAGCUGGAUGGAUGUUACCCUGGUACCUGCCUUUGAUGCCCUGGGACAGCUCCGCUCUGGCAUCAAACCCCAAUCCCAGGUCUUCUCCUCCCUCCUCAGGACUGGCUGCCCGGGGGGCAAGCACGCAGCCUGCUUCUCAGAGCUGCGAAGGGAUUUCAUGAACACCCGGCCAGCCAAGCUCAAGAACCUGGUCCUCCUGGUGAAGCACUGGUACCGCCAGGUCUGCCCACCCCAGGAGAAGAGGACCAAGCUGCCCCCAGCCUAUGCCCUGGAGCUGCUGACCAUCUUUGCCUGGGAGCAGGGCUGCAGGAAGGAUGCUUUCAGCCUGGCCCAAGGCCUCCGAACCGUCCUGGGCCUGAUCCUCCAGUACCAGCACCUCUGCAUCUUCUGGACCGAGUACUAUGGCUUUGAGGACCCAGCAGUUGGGCAGUAUUUGCAGAAACAGCUUAAGAGACCGAGGCCCGUGAUCCUGGACCCUGCCGACCCAACCUGGGAUGUAGGGAAUGGGACAGCCUGGCGGUGGGACGUGCUGGCCAGAGAGGUGGAGGCCUGUGGUGAUUACUCGUGUUUCCUGGAGGCAGCAGGGAGCCCUGUGCAGUCCUGGGAGGGGCCGGGCCUGCCACGUGCUGGGGGCUCAGAAUUGGGUCACCCAAUCCAGAGAGACCCUGACCAGAAGACCUCCGAGGACAGUGUAGAUUCCUGUGUUGUGCACCAUAGAGCAAAGGAUGGGCAGCCCACAUGUCCAGCCCCUCCCAGUCCCUCCCAGAUGGCAGUCAGUGGUGCCUCCUCUACGCCUGAGAGCGUCUCGAAUGUCCCUGAGAGCAUCUCAGAUGUGUCUCAGAUCCCUGCCAAGGAGCUGGACCGCUUCAUCCAGGACCAUUUGAAGCCAAGCCCCCAGUUCCAGGAGCAGGUGAGCAAGGCCAUCGACAGCAUCUUGCGCUGCCUCCGUGAGAACUGUGUCCACAAGCCCUCCAGAGUCAGCAAGGGGGGCUCUUUCGGCCGAGGCACAGCCCUAAGGGAUGGUUGUGAUGUCGAACUCGUCAUCUUCCUCAACUGUUUCAAGAACUACCAAGACCAAGGGGCCCACCAUGCAGAGAUCUUUGAUGACAUGCGAGCUCGGCUGGAAUCCUGGAGCCAGGACCCAGCCAACAGCCUGAGCCUCAGGUUCAAACAGAAUGGGCCUGGGAUGCUCCAGUUCCACCUCACGUCCACGACCCUGGAAAGCCAAAUGGACAUAAGCCUGCGGCCUGCCUUUGAUGCCUUAGGGAAGCUCGGCUCCGGCACCAAACCCCAGCCCCAGGUCUUCUCCACCCUCCUCGGCACCAGCUGCCGGGGAGGCGAGCACGCUGCCUGCUUUGCAGAGCUGCGCAGGAACUUCGUGAACACUCGGCCCGCCAAGCUGAAGAACCUGAUCCUCCUGGUGAAGCACUGGUACCGCCAGGUUGCCCCUAAGGUCAGAGGAGGACCAGCCUGUGCCGCUCUGCCCCCAGUCUACGCCCUCGAGCUGCUGACCAUCUACGCCUGGGAGCAGGGCGGCGGCAAGGACAACUUCAACAUGGCCCAGGGCUUCCGGACAGUCCUGGGCCUUGUCCAGCAGCACCAGCAGCUCUGUGUCUACUGGACGGUCAACUACAGCCCUGAGGACUCGGCUCUCAGAACGCACCUGCACGGGCAGCUCCGGAAACCCAGACCUCUGGUCCUGGACCCUGCUGACCCCACCUGGAAUGUGGGUCAGGGUGACUGGGAGCUGCUGGCCCGGGAAGCGACAGCUCUGGGGACAGGGGCCUGUUUUGUGAGUGGAGACGGGACAGCAGUGCUGCCCUGGGAUGUGAUGCCCGCCCUCCUUCACCAGACCCCAGCCGCAGACCUGGACAAGUUUAUCUGUGAGUUCCUGCAGCCCACCCGCCAGUUCCUGGCCCAGGUGAACAAGGCCGUCAACACCAUCUGCUCCUUCCUGAGAGAGAACUGCUUCCAGAACUCGGACAUCAAAGUGCUCAAGGUGGUCAAGGGCGGCUCUUCAGCUAAAGGCACAGCUCUGCGGGGCCGCUCGGACGCCGACCUGGUGGUCUUCCUCAGCUGCUUCCAACAGUUCACCGAGCAGGGGAACAGGCGGGCGGAGAUCAUCUCCGAGAUCCGAGCCCAGCUCGAGGCCUGCCAGCAGGAGCAGCAGUUCGAGGUGAAGUUUGAGAUCUCCAAGUGGGAGAACCCACGGGUGCUGAGCUUCUCGCUGGUGUCCCAGACGACGCCGGACCAGAGCGUGGACUUCGACGUGCUGCCGGCCUUCAAUGCCCUAGGCCAGCUGGGCUCCGGCCGCCGGCCCAGCCCGCAGGUCUACGUGGACCUCAUCCGCACCUACCACAACGCAGGCGAGUACUCCACCUGCUUCACGGAGCUGCAGCGGGACUUCAUCUGCUCGCGCCCCACCAAGCUGAAGAGUCUGAUCCGGCUGGUGAAGCACUGGUACCGCCAGUGCAACAGGAUGCCCAAGGGCAAGGGCUCCCUACCCCCGCAGCACGGGCUCGAACUCCUGACCGUGUACGCCUGGGAGCAGGGCAAGCAGGGGCCCCAGUUCAGCAUGGCUGAGGGCUUCCGCACGGUGCUAGAACUGGUUGGUCAGUACCGUCAGCUCUGCGUCUACUGGACAGUCAACUAUGACGCCGAGCACAAGGUCAUUGGAGACUUCCUGAAGCAGCAGCUGCAGAAGCCCAGGCCCAUCAUCCUGGAUCCAGCUGACCCGACAGGCAACCUGGGCCCCAAUGCCCGCUGGGACCUGCUGGCCAAGGAAGCUGCAGCCUACACAUCCGCCCUGUGCUGCACGGGCAGGGACGGCACCCCCAUCCAGCCCUGGCCUGUGAAGCUGGCCAAGGGGUCUACAGGCAGGGCUCUCCUGAGACCAGGCCCGUGUCCCCAGCUCUUGGUGCUGAACCAACAGGAGGGCACCGUGGGCAUGAUCGAGUCUUCUUAA
Molecule: messenger RNA, 3387 nt
Organism: Elephantulus edwardii (Cape elephant shrew)
Lineage: Eukaryota; Metazoa; Chordata; Mammalia; Macroscelidea; Macroscelididae
Gene: OAS3
Product: 2'-5'-oligoadenylate synthetase 3, 100kDa
Biological process (GO): negative regulation of viral genome replication; regulation of ribonuclease activity; defense response to virus
Cellular component (GO): nucleoplasm; cytosol; membrane
Molecular function (GO): double-stranded RNA binding; 2'-5'-oligoadenylate synthetase activity
Source: RefSeq, a predicted model, not a curated record